UUUCACACACCAGUGAUGAAGUGAAGCCCCUCACAGGAAUUCUUUCUGCUGCUGCGUCAGUUUUUUUCUCUCCCCUCUCUUUUCUUUCUUACUCACAUCUGGAGCUGGGAGUCACUUCCUCUGUCUGUGCUGCCCGCGUUGUGUUGUGCUCUAACAGGGCUAGUCCUUUCAUCCUCUACUCCCCCCCUUCUCCUCCUCCUCUGACGACACUCCAGGGAGAUACGGAACACACCACGCCAGGGGGGCAGGACGCUCCAAACACACUCUCAGCACGGGACCGACCAGGGACCCUGGACACCCACCACCAACACCUCCGACCCACCCUCUGGAAUCUACGUCUGACAACAGAGAGGAAGAGAGAGACUGUGGAAUCUGGAGAGAACUGCAACCAUCAGCUGAACUUUCUGUAGGGUGUUUGCCCUUUCCCUUAUAUGGCAAAACAACUGGGAAAUCAUUUGAAUUUGUCUGACUUCUAUCCACCACAGCAGGCUGUGCAGCAGGGUUUGUUUGUGUGGCUGACUGACUUCUCUUGGUUCUUCUUUCCUGUGUUGUUUGCAUGCGGGGCUCUUAUUGAGGGGACAGCAGGCAGGAGCAUCGCCGGUGUUUGUGGUGAGGCUGCAGGCACUGCCCCCAGGGUGGUUGGCUAAACGCAUCGUUGCUCCCCCCCCUCUCUCUCUCUUUCUCUCUCUCUCUAUCUCUGUCUGUCUGCCUGAGGGAAACAUCCGGCUGUCUCUCUGUCUGAGAGGAACAUCCGGCUGGCAGCAACCUGCACACAGACACUGAGACAGUCGCUCUCUGCGGGGUAACUAACAGCAAGGUGGGCCAGAGUUCAUCAAGUGGAAGCAACUGUAGUUCUGGAAUCUGGACACAUAGAGAAAUCUGUGGGAGGGCUAUUCACUCUGACUCUACAACGGCAGCAAUCCUCAAAUGCAACAGGAUGUGUAACCCAGUAGGACCCUGGAAGGCGUGCCUGUCUUAAAUGAGGAGGGCUGCUGUUGUGGUCCUGUCUCGACCUUACUAAUGAGGACCAGGAUGCUUGAGAAGCUGUGAACACUCAAGAGGAUUGAACAACGAGAGCUGGUGACUGGAGGGUCUCAUGGUGCCAUGACACAGGUGUCUGAGACAGACUGUGUGUGUGUCAUCUCUGACCUUACACCUUGCUGUUGGAUUACCUUGUUGGACAGACAGACACUCCACUGACUGACCGGUGGACAACAACAGCGUCAUUGUCAUGGCGAUGGCGGCGUGGUACCACCGUGACAUCAGCCGUGUGCAUGCGGAGGACUUGCUAGCCCGGGCUGGGAGGGACGGCAGCUUCCUGGUCAGGGACAGUGAGUCUGUGCCUGGAGCCUACGCCCUCUGUCUGCUGUUCCAACGGCACGUUCACACUUAUCGUAUUCUUCCUGACGCAGACGGCCUGUUGGCUGUUCAGACGUCUCAGGGGGUGCAGGUGAACUGUUUCCGUACACUGGGGGACCUGGUGUUGGGGUACCAGCACCCCCAUAAGGGUCUGGUCACCCCCCUGCUGUACCCUGUGGGGAGGGACACGGAGCCUGGUGACGAGAGCUCAGGUGAUGAUGAGAAGCCAGGGCUGGUGUGGAGUCCCAGCCCAACCCCAGUCUCGGUCUGUACAGCUCCCCCCGCAGGACCCCCAGUCAACCUGCCCCCACACCUCCUCUUCCUCCACAGGCUGCAGGAGCUCAACACACCCAGCAUGGCAGGUGAGGUGGUUGGGCUGCUCAGUGAGUAUCUGUGCAGUGAGCUGCCUCUGGAUGUUGAGGGUCUACGUAGAGGAGCAAAAGGCCUACGCCAUCUACACCAAACCCUGGGCACUGCAUGCCAGGGACUCAACAGUGAGAUUGACCUGACCAUGUCCAGUUUGGAGACUCUGGCCAAAGUGUUUGACCAUCCCACCUGCCCUUUAACCUCCGCCAAGUCACAGAAUAUGGGUAGAGGUCCAGACAUGGAGUUGGACAGCCUGCUGGGUAAGAUCUCUGCCCUGGUCAGCCUGCUCUCCUCCCUGGAGAAGAGGGUGCUGAAAGCUCUUCAAGAUGCUGUGACCAAUCACAACUUGGCUGUGCAGCCUGCCCCUCCCCCUGUGCCCGCCCCUGUCUCAGCUCCAGCCCCUGCUCCUGCCCCAGCUCCUGCGCCAGCCCCAGUCUCUGCUCCAGCCCCAGUCCCUGCUCCAUCCCCUGCUCCAUCCCCUGCUCCAGCCCCAGUCCCUGCUCCAGCCCCAGUCCCUGCUUCAUCACUAGUCCCUGUAGCCAAGAACCAUGCCAGGCCCAUACCUGUCCACUCUUUCCAGAUUAAGAUGGUGCGUUACGGCAGACAGACAGUGUCAGUGGACGUGGACACAGGAGUGCUGCUGUUUGACAGGAAGGCCGGGUCAUUUGGAGUGGAGACAGUCUCACACGACCGGAUUCUGCAGCUGGUCAAGUUCCAGAGCAGUCCAGCCAAGCUGCGCAUGGUAGUGGACAGUCAUCACAACACCCCACGAGAGCUCACGUUUGAGAGUGCAAGGAAACAGGAGGCGUUCUGCCAACUGCUACAGCUGAUGAAGACCAGACACUCCCAACUGAGUGAACCUGAUGUCAUCUCAGUGUUUGUGGGCAGCUGGAAUAUGGGUGGCUCCCCUCCCCCUCGCAGUCUGCAGUCCUGGGUGACGUGCUGUGGUCUGGGUCGAACCCCAGACGAGUCCACAGCUCUGCUGCCUCAUGACAUCUACGCCCUGGGUACCCAGGAGAACUCUCAGGGGGAGAAGGAGUGGACCGAGCACAUCAAGGCUACUCUACACAGCUACACUCACAUGGAGUACAAACAGGUGGCAGUACAGUCCCUGUGGAACAUGAGGCUGGCAGUGUUUGUGAAGCCAGAGCACGAGAGUCGCAUCAGCCAUGUAAACACAGCCAGUGUGAAGACUGGCCUGGGGAACACACUGGGAAAUAAGGGUGCUGUUGGCGUCUCCUUCCUCUUCAACAGUACAUCUUUUGGAUUUGUUAACUGCCAUCUGACCUCUGGCAGUGAGAAAAUAGUCAGGAGGAACCAGAACUAUGCGGACAUCCUCAGGCUGUUGUCGCUGGGUGACCGGCAGCUCAGUGCCUUUGACGUCAGCCUGCGCUUCACACAUCUCUUCUGGUGUGGAGACCUCAACUACAGACUAGACCUAGACGUACAGGACAUUCUGAAACAUGUGUCCAAGCGGGAGUUUGAUGAGCUCAUGUGUGCUGACCAGCUAACGCGAGAACGACACAAGAGGAAGGCCUUCCUCAAUUUCAAGGAAGAGAAGAUUGCGUUUCCUCCCACCUAUCGGUACGAGAGGGGGUCCAGGGACAGCUACCUGUGGCAGAAGUACAAGACCUCUGGCGUGCGUGUCAAUGUGCCAUCAUGGUGUGACCGGAUUCUGUGGAAGUCCUACUCAGAGACACAUAUCACCUGCAACUCCUAUGGUUGUACAGAUGACAUCUUCACCAGCGACCACUCGCCUGUUUUUGCCACAUUCCAUGUAGGGGUGACAUCACAGUUCAUCUCCAAAACAGACCCAAGCUCGAGCAUGGAGAGGGCCUGGAUAGAGUUGGAAGGUGUUGAGGCCAUUGUGAAGACAGCCAGCAAAGCCAAGUUCUUCAUUGAGUUUCAUUCAUCCUGCCUUGAAGAGAUCCGCCGUUCCAUAGAGAAUGACUUGCAGAGCUGUGACGUGCCUGGUUUCCUCAAACUGGGCUGGUCCCCCAAGCAGCUACCCAAGCUUCUCCCGAUCGUCUCAGACAUGGAGUACCUUCAGGAUCAGCACCUCCUGCUGUCUGUCAAGUCAUGUGACGGGUUUGAGUCAUACGGUGAGUGCUGUGUGGCGCUGCGCUCCCUCAUCGGCACAGCAGAGCAGUUUGAGACAUUUCUGACCCACCGGGGUGAGGAGAUGGGCUCCAUACGUGGGCGGGUCAGGGUCCACGUGCCCAAGGACCGGCGACGAACACGGGAGAAGAUCUACGAGUGGUUCUGCUUUGAGAAGGAUGAGAAGGGUCUGGUGAGAGGACGCUUGUCUCUUCCGUCCACUCGAGCACCUAUCAGCCGAUCCUCACCGCCUCCGCCCAAGCCGGCCCCUAGCAGUUACACAAACCCUGCCUACUUCAUAUUUGAAGGUGUGUCUGUCCUGGGCAGGGUAGAGGAAUCUCCACCCCCUCGCAGGGACCCUCAGGUGGUCUGGGCCGGCGACUCCGUGCUGCAGUUACCCAAACUCUUUGGGGGGCAUGGCUAUGACAGGAAGUCCCCUCGCAGGUCCGACUUCACUGAAAUCGAGAUUCCAGGCAUCCUGCCGCACUACCCUUCCACCAAUCACCAUCAUCCACCCCAGACCAACUCCUCCUAUCAGCUCUUCCCAUCAAAGGACCCAUCGCCAAUCCCCCCUGCCCCAAGCCCCACCACCACCUCUCACUAUCAUGAACAACCCAUACAACCACGACCAAGCAAGAACAAUGUUGUCCAGGACUCCAUCCUGCCUGCCAAGAACCUGAGGAACAUGUACAUGAACCACUCCGCCAUCAUCAGAGAGACCCCCAGGAGAGAACAGCCUAGGGUGCACCAACACCCUGUACGGAGCAGCAAACUCCCAGCCUUCUACCCCUAUGUGUCCACCUGUGUGCCCCACACCCAGGCCUCAGCCCCCUGGGUGGUGGAGCAGCCAGUUGGGCCCCUUGGGGACCACUCCCUCACAGCCCUGCAGAUUGCCAAGUCACUCAGCGAGGUGGACUUCUUCCCUGUGGACCUUAAGGCUCCAUUUACCCCAUGCCAGAGACCGGCCCAGAGGAAGGACCUAGCCAUGGCUGCAGAAAGAGGCUACUGCUGGGAGAAAGAGGUCCUCCAUGGAGCUCCAGAGACGGUGCGAGAACUACUUAGCACCCUGGGUCUGCAGAAGUACACUCUGGGACUCAGCCUCAAUGGCUGGGAUGACCUGGACUACUUCAGUGGCAUCACAGAGGAGGACCUGCGUGCAGCCGGAGUGUCGAACCCGUCGCAUCGCCGGAGGAUCCUGGAGAACCUACCCAAGAUCUGGGAUUCACUAUAGACCUACUCACUUUGUUUGAGUUCUCAAACUGAACCCAAUGGACGUCAGGGACAGAUGCCUGCCCUAAUGGACUACUCACUAUCUCUUCCACUCACCGCCCUUUUAUUUACAGUAAAAAUGACUUUCUAGUAAGCAAACACACAGACAUGGUGCAUGUCCCAUGAAAUCCUCAUCUCAUAUCCGUUUCCAUACCUUAAAAUGAGAGAUGUGGAUUCAAGCCAUGGUCAAACAUUUGUUAUAUCCAAUUUAGAUCCACAUAGCUAAAUAUUGAUUAUGUGUCUCCCCAGCAGUCACCGACGAGAGUGUUUACUGAGCAAUCACACGCAUCACCUCCUCCCCUGCCCUUUCCACUGCUUUACCGUUAUAAAGAACAGCACAGAGCUUGUAAAAUCAAUCAAUAAGGGCCAUGGAGGAUGAAAUGUAUAGCUGUACAUAUUUACCAGUACACAUUUUAACAUGGCCUGGAAAGUUAAUAAGAUAAGGUCUCGCUUUCUGUUUACUGUCUGAUGGUAUUGUUAUGUUGUCACUGUGGUGUAGCUGUUGUUAGUGAUAAGAGGGGAAUCCAGUGGGAGGAAUAUGUGAACUCUGGGCUCGUUUAUUUACAUUCUUACUCUUACAUUGUAGAUCUUGUUUCUCUAUUCAAUUUUCUCUCCCUUAGCUAAUAACUCGUGUGUGCUCACAAGAUAAUAAAGAGGCACCCACCCAUUUAACAUGAACAUCACAGUCACUUAAUCAAUGCUUCUGUGAACUUUUUUUAUUUUUUUUUACUGCCUUUUAAAAACGGAAUUGUAUAAAACUAACUGUUGACAUAUGUGGGUUCUUAGACACUGCUACUGUGUGAAGAUCGAUGGCAUAAAACCUGUACUUGACGCCUGUG
Coregonus clupeaformis (lake whitefish) is the source of this 5930-nucleotide messenger RNA. RefSeq names its product phosphatidylinositol 3,4,5-trisphosphate 5-phosphatase 2B. The transcript has 26 exons. Bases 1232 to 5053 code for a protein of 1273 amino acids. NCBI's taxonomy places the organism in Eukaryota, Metazoa, Chordata, Actinopteri, Salmoniformes, Salmonidae. Gene Ontology annotation, biological process: phosphatidylinositol dephosphorylation. Gene Ontology annotation, molecular function: protein binding; phosphatase activity. The record is from RefSeq and is a predicted model, not a curated record.